AGCUCCGCCGCCAGAGAAACCCGAGCCCGGAUCCCCGCGCUGGUUCCUCUGCGCUGCGUCGGCCGCCGGCUUCCACCUGGCUGGGAACAUGGAAGUACAUUUGCCCUUGCCGGCAGGUGCGGUGGCUACCUGGGACCCCAUCAGAGUUCAUUUGUCUGUCUUUCUGCUUCUGGGCUCACUGAAGAGCUUCUAAGUCCCGGUCUCUCUUGCAACUUCUGUUUUAAGGAUCUUUUUUAGAGGUUUUGGGUUUUUUUGUUUUUUUGUUUUUCCUGGAGAAGCUUUGGCUAAGUAUUUUUCUCUGCUUUGCUUCUUCAACCCAACCACCUCUCGUCACAGUUUAACUUUUUUUGUGACUUGUUUUAACUUGAGAUUGAGAGUGAAUAUAUAAUACAUAUGUAUGUACAUUUAUAUAAAUAUAUGUAUAAUUAUUUUCUAAGAGCACAUCUCUCUGGCACUUCUCAUUGUUACCUCUGUCCUUUACCUAUUUGGGAUUUGACAAGACGUAGACAGUGUGGCUGUGGAUUCUGGUUGCUUUGCAAAUGGGUGUUCCUUCACGAAAACUGGGUGUCCAGCUCCCACUAAGACGGACCUGUGACUAACUGGGGACUUGGCCUGCUUUGCCUUCUGAGCCUGGUGGAAGAUCUGAUACAGAUGAGUUGACUAUAUUCCGUGAAGUAAUAGCUCACCACCGGUCAGGAGUUAAACUACUUUUUCAGUAUCAUUUCACCUGUGGACUCUUCUAAAUUUUGCUUUCUUGGGGGAGAAAAAAAAAAACGUCGGGUAAGAGGAAGUCGUUUUUACAACUUAGGAUCCUUUUCUCUCUCUUACAAGUCGAUACAAAGGAUAAGGUUGUAACUCCAUUGGAUUGAACCUUUGAAUCAAAAUUGGAGAAGAAAAAGAAGAAAGGGACGAUGGCUUUGAGUGGAAACUGUAGUCGUUAUUAUCCUCGAGAACAAGGGGCUGCAGUUCCCAACUCCUUCCCUGAGGUCGUGGAGCUGAAUGUUGGGGGUCAAGUUUAUUUCACUCGCCAUUCCACGUUAAUAAGCAUCCCUCAUUCCCUUCUGUGGAAAAUGUUUUCCCCAAAGAGAGACACAGCUAACGAUCUAGCCAAGGACUCCAAGGGAAGGUUUUUCAUUGACAGAGAUGGGUUCCUGUUUCGUUACAUUCUGGACUAUCUCAGGGACAGGCAGGUGGUCCUACCUGAUCACUUUCCAGAAAGGGGAAGACUAAAAAGGGAAGCUGAGUACUUCCUGCUCCCAGACUUGGUCAAACUCCUGACCCCUGAUGAAAUCAAGCAAAGCCCAGAUGAGUUUUACCAUAGUGACUUUGAGGAUGCCUCCCAAGGAAGCGACCCGAGAAUCUGCCCCCCUUCCUCACUGCUCCCUGCUGACCGCAAGUGGGGUUUCAUUACUGUGGGUUACAGGGGAUCAUGCACCACGGGCAGGGAGGGCCAGGCAGAUGCCAAGUUUCGCAGAGUUCCCCGGAUUUUGGUUUGUGGAAGGAUUUCCUUGGCAAAGGAAGUCUUUGGAGAAACUUUGAAUGAGAGCAGAGACCCUGAUCGAGCCCCAGAAAGAUACACCUCCAGAUUUUAUCUCAAAUUCAAGCAUCUGGAAAGGGCUUUUGAUAUGUUGUCCGAGUGUGGAUUCCACAUGGUCGCUUGUAACUCAUCGGUGACAGCAUCUUUCGUCAACCAAUAUACAGAUGACAAGAUCUGGUCAAGCUACACUGAAUACGUCUUCUACCGUGAGCCUUCCAGGUGGUCAUCCUCACACUGUGAUUGCUGCUGCAAGAAUGGCAAAGGUGACAAAGAAGGGGAGAGCGGCACAUCUUGCAACGACCUCUCCACCUCCAGCUGUGACAGCCAGUCUGAGGCCAGCUCUCCCCAGGAGACGGUCAUCUGCGGGCCAGUAACGCGCCAGACCAACAUCCAAACUCUGGACCGUCCCGUCAAGAAGGGCCCGGUCCAGCUGAUCCAGCAGUCGGAGAUGCGGCGGAAAAGUGAUCUGCUGCGGACUCUGACUUCGGGGUCUAGGGAGUCGAACAUGAGCAGCAAAAAAAAAGUUGUUAAGGAAAAGCUCUCCAUUGAGGAAGAGCUGGAGAAAUGUAUCCAGGAUUUCCUAAAGAUAAAAAUUCCAGAUCGGUUCCCAGAGAGGAAACAUCCUUGGCAAUCUGAACUUUUACGGAAGUAUCAUCUAUAG
Messenger RNA from Choloepus didactylus (southern two-toed sloth), 2198 nucleotides. RefSeq names its product potassium channel tetramerization domain containing 16 (gene KCTD16). The transcript is spliced from 3 exons. NCBI's taxonomy places the organism in Eukaryota, Metazoa, Chordata, Mammalia, Pilosa, Megalonychidae. Gene Ontology annotation, molecular function: protein binding. The record is from RefSeq and is a predicted model, not a curated record. Bases 912 to 2198 code for a protein of 428 amino acids. Gene Ontology annotation, cellular component: postsynaptic membrane; presynaptic membrane. Gene Ontology annotation, biological process: protein homooligomerization; regulation of G protein-coupled receptor signaling pathway.